AGGUGUGCUGCGCCUUUAAAGGAGGGCUGUUUGACUCCUAGGCGUGUUUCUUUGCCAUUGAUGAAGCAGUACACUCAGGAAGCUUGCGGGGAGAAUCACAGGGAAGAGUGGGGAAAGGAAUAAAGCGGUCGCUUGCCGUGUCCAGGAAUCAUCCUUACUUUAACACGACAGUCACACCUCGAACAGGAGGACCAUUAUAAAAUAUAAAAAAGAAACAUGCAGAUAUCUUAAUCGCGUGAUUGACAAAGGUAAAAGGAAGUCGCGUUGGCAUGAGAAAAAAGCAAUUGCAGUAAAUUGAAAUGAAUGCAUUUCCGAGGACCUCCAUGUGGUAAAGCAGACAGAAGAAUCGUGGAUUUUUGUGACGAGACAGACGGUGGUGAACAUUCUGAAUGUGCUGUGCAAGAACUGGAUGUUAUCGAGAUCUUAAUAAGGGGACGUGUACAGCAAGUGUGGAUUGCAGAAAAACGAAACGCCACUCGUGUUGGAAAAAUUGAUUUCUCUGAAUAAACGUGUCUCCUAAAUGUAUAUUAUCCUUAUUAAAUGGUGGAAUUUCGAAAAUAUAUCAAUGCAUUUACCACAGGAGUAAGCUUGACUAAAAAAUAUACAAAUGCAUGUAUUUUAAGUAAGAACUAAAAUAUUCUAAAGGGUAAAAAAAAAAAAAAAAAAAAAAAAAUGCAACCAUAAAGCCAAGAAAGACCAGAGCAAGCGUGAAUAAUUUGUUUACCAGCAGUACUGCGGUGGAAGUAAAAUACUUCUACAUAUUUAAAUAAGACACUGCAGAAGGUUUAUUGUUUGUUUAAAUAUGAAAAAGAAAUAUAUGAUUUGGUUGUUGGGGUGACAGACAAUUGGAAUGUGAAGCCCUGGCGGUGGGACAGUCAGUCGUGGUAGAAAUUUUAAAGGAACAUUUGGUGUGACUCAAAUACACUUAAAAUACUUAAACAAUCAAUCAAUUCACACAAAGGCAAGAAAAUGUCGGCCGUAAUGGUAUCUAAGAAGGUGUUACGAAAAUGGGAAAGGCUCCCUGGGAAAAACACAUUUUGCUGUGACGGGAGAGUCAUGAUGGCAAGACAGAAAGGCGUGUUUUAUCUAACCUUGUUUCUCAUCGUCGGGACCUGCGCGCUGUUCUUCGCAUUCGAGUGCCCAUACCUGGCGGUUCACCUGUCCCCUGCCAUCCCCGUCUUUGCCAUCAUCCUGUUCUUCUUUGUCAUGGCAACGCUGCUGCGCACCAGCUUCAGUGACCCGGGGGUGCUGCCCAGAGCCUUGCCCGAUGAGGCCACCUUCAUCGAGAUGGAGAUCGAGGCAGCCAAUGGGAACGUCCCAGCUGGCCAGCGCCCGCCUCCCCGGAUCAGAAACGUUCAAAUCAAUAACCAGAUUGUGAAGCUCAAGUACUGCUACACCUGCAAGAUCUUCCGUCCGCCCCGCGCCUCCCACUGCGGGAUUUGUGACAACUGUGUCGAGCGUUUUGAUCACCACUGCCCGUGGGUGGGGAACUGCGUGGGGAAGAGGAACUACCGCUACUUCUACCUGUUCACGCUGUCGCUGUCCCUCCUCACCAUCUACAUCUUCACCUUCGACAUCGUCCACGUGGUGCUGCGCUCUGUGGAUUCUGGGUUUGUCAACACCCUCAAAGAUACCCCUGGAACUGUCUUGGAGGUCGUGGUCUGCUUCUUCACGCUGUGGUCUGUGGUGGGACUGACAGGCUUUCAUACCUAUCUGGUGUCACUCAAUCAAACCACCAACGAAGACAUUAAAGGCUCGUGGUCGGGGAAGAACCGGGUGCAGAACCCCUACAGCCACCGAAACAUCAUGAAGAACUGCUGUGAGGUGCUGUGCGGGCCAAUGCAUCCCAGUGCUCUGGACCGGCGUGGGGAAUUGGUAGAGUUGCCCUUGGCCCCUGUCCCAAUACCAGCCUCAAAGAACAAUAAGGAGAACCCGCAAACUACUAAAAACACGGCACCUCUGAUUCCCAACGAGCACACCCCUGAUGAUGUGAAGUCCAGCAUAGCGCCGGAGCUGGAGGGGGGCGUGGAAGAAAAGCUGUCCCCUUUGAAAAACAAGUCCCCUCCCAGCGAGCCGCCCACACCGCCCCCAGCAGACACGGCAGAAUCCACCACCGAGCUGGAGGAGGCCUUUUAACUGCAGGCUGGGCUUGGCCAGUCUCCAGAAGGGGAGGACGCCCUGAAUGAUUUCUUUUGCAGUAUUAAACAAUAACGAUACAUUCUGUGGAAGUGGAAAAAAAGCAUCUUCGUUUGUAACUCUGCCUUUGUCCGGGAAACCGAAGAACUCUUGUGAGUCUCGUCUUAUCAUUCCGCCCAAUCGGCUAGUCCCCGUCACUUGUGGGGGCCUUGCAUUCCUGUUUGUGCAUUGGGCAGGUUUCUGUGUCAUUGAGAAAUGAUGAAGGUGUGUUUUUUUUUUUGUGAAGCCCGACAGUUGUUUUGGGAUAGAUUGAAGGAUAUGACCUCGGAGGCAAAAUUUAAACGCCAUUCAUGGGACAGAAGAAAUCAAACUCCAAACCCUUUCAAAGGCAGAAGAUAUCCAGCUUUGCAGACAGCUGCGAGUUGAUGGCUUGUUCUGAAGUGUUGUUACUGUUAAUAAUUUCUGUUGGUUUGUCUUUUUUGAUUUGUUUACGUUAUGAGAUAUAGUGAAAUCAGGUUUACUCAUAUGAAUUUAUACAAAAAAAAAAGAAUUAAAAAACAGACCCGACUUGAAGUACAGGACUUGGUCAUCUGCUCCUGGAAAAGUCUUGCUAAGAGAACCUAAUGAAAUAUCUGAAUCACUGCACAGAAUAAGAUUACAUUUUGCAGUGAUGGGAGUGCAUGGCAUAAUGCUACAGUGGCACCUCUUGUAAGUUCAUUAAUGAAGGCAAUGUGUUUUGUAGAGGAAGUCACCUUGGAGAACACAUCCAGUCUCCUUAAAGUAGAAUGAUGGUGUCUUUCAAUACUUCCCAAUGACAGCUGUGUUGCUAUAACAUGGAUUGAUAUUUUUAUUUGACUUGCAAGAAGAUUGACCCAAUUUUCUUCUUUCCCUUAUGCAAAACCAUUAAGAUCUUUGACUGCUGUGGCACUGUGUGUGUGUGUGUGUGUGUGUGUGUGUGUUUUAAUUUGGUCAACUCUUUGACUUCCAAUCCUGAUCUCUUGUGUGGUUUGUAGUUUGCUUGGCUGUGGACAAUAGGGUUUUGUGUUUUUAGUGUUGUAAUUGUGGUUUCUUUUUAUAGUUUUCAUUGCAAUACUGUACAGUGUUUUGCUACAUAACUGUGAUGGCCUGGUUUGUUUUGUGUGUUUGGAGACAGGCUGCUCUUUCACUCCUCCACAACGUUGAAGGACAACAGCAGAAAAACGAGGAAUCCUUGGCUUAUUACAGUUGUGUAAUCUAAUCCCGAAGGGCCAAUUUCACUGCCAUGUCUUGUUGGAUCCUAUUGGUGCCAAGAAUAUGCCGUUCAUUUAAUUGGAGCACCUACAUUGUUGCAGAAGGGAGCAUAAACAAGAAGGGUUUUGUUUUGAGUGUUAUGUGUUUGUACCUGUGCCUUAUUUGAAGCUGCACUAUCCCACGUUUCACACAAUUGAGUUAGAACAUUUGUGAAGAAGCCUCUGCACUUCAAUCCGUGGGUGGUUUGGAACUCCCUUGGAGAACGUUUCUUUGGCAUCAGCAUGACAUCGAUAUUAAAAGCCAUUUUAUAUCGCAGAGGGAAGGGAUGUACAAUCUAUAGUGUAGAUCUGGGCUAAACAAUUUUGUUGCAUGCUACACGUGACAAUUUAAAAAAAUAAAAUAAUCUGACCUCUCCGGUCAGGAAAUGCUGAGCUAUCUGUAAUCUGGGUGGAAUGCAGCCUGGAUAAUGUACUGUUUAAAGAACAGGUUUAAUUGUCUUUUGUCCUCCUACUGAGCCAGAAAAAGAUUUGCAAGACUGGCUGUGGGCCCUUCCUAGCAGUAUUAUUAAUAUCAAGCAAGGUUAAAAAUGGUGUACAAGUCAAUGCUACUAUUUUUUGUUUAUCUUAGUUAUUUGAUAAAUAACUAAUUUGUUAGAAACCAGCUGUAUAUUCAGUCAGCAGUUUAACGCGACAAAGGGACUUUCCAUGUUAAGGUUAAUUGAACAUCACAAGAUUUUUGGUUUCUGUGAGUUUUCUGGUGACUUUUUAGCGGUGUUGCCCGCACGUAUCCUAUUGCAUAUAAUUAGAGCAGUAAUGACGUCUGGGAUGGGGGAUCGAUUAGAUGAACCGUAGAGCCUCAGUUCUGUCUGUGAGACGGUUUGUUUCCAUCUGCAUCAGCCCAAGAUCGUAUCGGUUUGAACUGAGUGAGGGGCAAUUUUUAAUCCUAGGACAGUAUUUUUCAGACAGUGGAAAAAGAGUUGACAUUUCCAGAAUGAGUACAUAACAAACUGGACAGACUUUUUUAAAAGAGAGAAUUUCAACAAACAAAAAGACAAUCCGAUUAAAUACUGAAGCUGUUUUGUAGGCUUUCUAGGAGAGUUAUUGCUUCAUCAAAGUCCAGAAGGUUUGGAUAUUAACUGGGCAAUAAUUAACACUGUUACCAAGUAAUGUUUUAUUUCCCUACAUUAACCAAACCCUAAGCCUUAUUACCAGGUAUCUUCAGGAAUAUUGAAAACUACAUCCAUAACUGUAGUUAGUUUUUGCUCAGUUAAUAACAAGAGUGGCCUAUUUGGCAACUCUUGUUGUGUGAAUACAGUGUGCACCCUCUAAAGCCAUCCCUCUAGGAUGAACCCUAUACCUCAGGAUUUUUUGUUCCAGGUGUAGAACUUACAUGCUAGUGACCAAAAUCAAAAUGUAAGUAUGUCAAGUCUUGAUGCAAACAAUUCAAGGGUUUGUAAUUAUUCUUUGUUACUUAUAAUUAAAGCAAAUGACAGUGAGAGAGAGAGAGAGAGAGAGAGAAAUAAAAAAAAUCACUUGUAUAAUUUACCUUCCCUUUUGCUUUGUAAUAACACUGUGAUUUAUGUAGACAAUUAUUUUAUUUAUGUACAAUUCACUUUCAUUUAGUGUUAGUUUUUUUUAAAUGAAGGAUUCAUUUGAUUGAUGUGUGUUUAAAUAAUUAAAAGAAGAAAAUGCUCUUGUCUUUUAUCUGUGUUAAAAGGGUUGCUGUAAUCUUUGUUUUCAAGCCUGUAUCAGGGCAUUCAUUUAGGGACAACAUAGCAUUACUAACUGUAAGUUAUUAGCCACAUGCUGAUCUGAAAGUGGUUAAAACAACCCGGGCUGAGGCUCUGAACUUCACAAUGUGGUCAACUAGGAGAAGGUAAUGCCUUCUGUACUCUACAGCUAGAACAGUAUCGGCUCGCUGGCCAGCCCUAGAGUAUUUCAUAUUUUUACUGAUAUUUAAAAACAAUGAAAUACGUUAUAAAAUAGGCUUUUUUAUGUACUUGCAUUUCUUUAGGUCUUAUUUACUACUUAAGGCCACACAUGGCCACGUUUUGCAGACUGGAUAAUUUGUUUAGUUGGUUGGAAGCUGGUGCUGUUUUUAACAGCAGUCUUGAUAGUCAGAAUGCGAUCCAGUAUGGCUGUAGACAGUUGAUUUCUACGUCUGCUUUUCGAAGGUUCAUCUGAGAAAAAAAAAAGUUUCUAAUUUUUGCUGUACUGUGUGGUAAAGCCAAUAUAUUAAUGCCAAACUUGGCAACUGUAGGAAAACGUGGCUGUCCCGUCUAACAUCCAUCAAGUCAGUCAUUUGGUACUGCGUACGUUCCAGUUCCAGGCUAUCCAGCAUAUUUCCAAGAACAAUCGGGAAAAGCAUUGCAAGCUAGAAGUGGAAUUGCUUCUGUGGCUCAGCUUCAGAAGCCACAGCUUGACCAGGGACACAAUAUAAAAAACAGAUUUUCCAAUGAAGAUUAGCACGGACAUUUUUUCAUAUAGAGUAUUAACACUCUUAGCAUAUGCCGUGGUAUUUACCUGAUAGACCUAAUUUGUAAUAGGUUUGAUAAUCCAUCUUCUUUUCAGUUGUGCAAUAAUAUUCAUGAUUCUCAACUCCAGAAGUGUGCAAUCUCUGAAAAGGGUAGUUAAUCUCAUGUACUGUCACUGUCUCAAGCAGACGGGUGCUGCAGUGGGUUAGUUGACUAGCGUGUUGUGUAGGUCCUUUUUCUGGGACUGGUUUUAAAUCCAGCUGAUUCAUUAGUUGCAAAGAAUUGGUUCAUGCCCCUUAUACUUAAUGCAAAGCAAGCUUUUCCAUGGAAGUGAGAUGGCACAGUGGGCUAAUUCACAAACAAAUUGUGAUGUUCCCCUUGGAGUAGUAGCGAUUCCUUCCUUUAUCUCCAAAUAAUUGGUUAAUUGACUUUUCUGUGAGUACUGGGUUUCAUUCAAGGCAAUUCAUUCCUGUUUUGUCGAACAAGUGGUUAACUUGCCUUAUAAUUGGUGUGAAACACACCUUUCCUGAGGGAGGUGGUGGUGCAGUGAGCUAAUCCCAUGGCCGCCUCUACCUGAAGGCAGCGGUUUGAAUCCAGCUCCCAGAGGGGAGUUCCUGGGGUAAGUAUUGAUGUUGGUUGUGUUUCCAUAGAUGGAGAAGACCUACCCUGUGGAGGGAGGAGAGUGUAAGGUGGGGGUGUUGAAGAGAAGAGGAAGGAGGCAAACUGCAUGCACAAGUCUUAAGUGAGACUUGUGCAUCUACUCCAAGGAGAAUUAUUUGAAAAUAGUGAGGAAUCCCCAGGAUUUUAACCCAGUACUCCAAAGACAUCAGCACAGUAUGUUUGUCAGUUAUCACACUGCACCACUCGGCUCCAUGCCAGAGUCUAGCAUUGCGAAUAAGCCUAUAUCAACCUCUAUAUUAUUCUUUGUAUACUUCAGUGCACUGACACCAGUCAAAAAGAGCAAAGUCUUUGAAAAUGAAAAGAAAACACAUGCCCUAACAUGGGUUUAAAUCCACUAACAGAGCUACCCAGCUGCCUGCUGUGUGAAAACAUUACAUAUUGUAAUUUCAUAGACCUUCAAUGUUGU
Molecule: messenger RNA, 6926 nt
Organism: Polyodon spathula (Mississippi paddlefish)
Lineage: Eukaryota; Metazoa; Chordata; Actinopteri; Acipenseriformes; Polyodontidae
Gene: zdhhc9
Product: zinc finger DHHC-type palmitoyltransferase 9
Exons: 9
Coding region: 970-2136 (388 amino acids)
Biological process (GO): peptidyl-L-cysteine S-palmitoylation; protein targeting to membrane
Cellular component (GO): endoplasmic reticulum; Golgi apparatus
Molecular function (GO): protein-cysteine S-palmitoyltransferase activity
Source: RefSeq, a predicted model, not a curated record